Messenger RNA from Dimorphilus gyrociliatus, 1927 nucleotides. Lineage: Eukaryota; Metazoa; Annelida; Polychaeta; Dinophilidae. The record is from the annotation of a GenBank genome assembly.
ACUUGCAAAAUAUUUGCAAAAAUUUUAAGUUGAACCGCUUUCAACUUACGUUUUGAAACAGCAGAAAAAAGCAGCGAUCAAGAUGUCUUUAGGAGGCAUAAAAGAAGGAGAAGUAACUUCUACUAUAUAUGGAAUGAUAAAGGAUCAGCGAUACUUUGAAUGCGUACAAACAUUAAAUAACAUUACUCAAACCUAUAGCAAGGUUGAAGAAUAUAAAAUGUACUAUGCCCAAUCACUUUAUAAAGCUUGCUUGUAUGAUGAAGCUAUGAGAGUAUCUUGUCAAAUUGAUAAUCCUGACUAUCAAGGACGUGUUUUGAAAUUACAAUCCGCCAUCAAAUAUGAAGAAGAUGAUAUUCCAAGUGCUCAGAGCUUAGUUGAACAAGCUCCAUCCGAUGAUCCAGAUACAGAAGUGAACCUCGCUUGUUUAUUAUAUAAAGAAGGUCGUUACGAAGAAGCCUGCAAAAAGUUUCAAGAUGGUUUGAAUGCAGCUGGCUACAGGCCCGAUUUAAGUUAUAAUAUUGCCCUUUGUAAUUAUGAAAUGAAGCGUUUUGCUCCAGCCUUAAAACAUAUAGCAGAUAUAAUUGAACGUGGUAUCAGAGAUCAUCCAGAAUUGAGCGUUGGUAUGACAACUGAAGGUAUCGACGUUCGAAGUGUCGGCAAUACUUUAACUUUACACGAAACGCAAUUAGUUGAAGCUUUCAAUUUAAAGGCGGCGAUUGAAUAUUUAUUAAAGAACUACGAUGCCGCAAGAGAAGCCCUAACGGAUAUGCCUCCAAGAUCUGAGGAAGAAAUCGAUGUCGUGACAUUGCAUAAUCACGCUUUAAUGAAUAUGGACACAAAACCAAGCGAAGGAUUUGAAAAACUUCAAUUUCUUUUGCAACAGAAUCCAUUCCCAAAAGAAACAUUUGGAAAUUUAUUACUAUUAUACGUUAAAUACGAGUAUUACGACAUGGCAGCAGAUGUUUUGGCUGAAAAUAUUCAUCUGAGCGAAAAAUAUCUAACACCGUAUCUCUAUGAUUUUCUUGAAGCUGUUAUCACAAGACAAACCUCACCCGAAGAGGCUUAUAAGAAGUUGGACGAUAUGGCAUCAAAACAAACUGAACAGUUAAGAAAAUUGACAAAAGAUGUUCAAGAAGCACGUCAGAGUCACGAUGACGAAGCUGUAAAGAGAAAAGUGAAUGAAUAUGACGAAUGCUUAGAUCGUUAUAUUCCAGUUCUAAUGCAGCAGGCAAAAAUUUACUGGGAUUUAGAGAACUAUACUCAAGUUGAAAAAAUAUUUAGAAAGAGCGUCGAAUUUUGUAAUGAACAUGAUACAUGGAAGUUAAAUGUUGCUCACGUUCUUUUCAUGCAAGACGGUAAAUUUAAAGAGGCAGCUGGAUUCUACGAACCUAUUGUUAAAAAACAUUUCGAUAAUAUACUCGACGUAAGUGCUAUUGUCCUAGCAAAUCUAUGCGUUUCCUAUAUAAUGACUUCUCAAAAUGAAGAAGCUGAGGAGUUGAUGAGGAAGAUUGAAAAGGAAGAGGAACAGGCUGCUUAUGACGAUCCCGAUAAAAAACAAUUUCAUUUGAGUAUAGUCAAUCUUGUAAUUGGGACUUUGUACUGCGCUAAAGGAAACUACGAAUUUGGAAUUUCCCGUGUAAUCAAAUCUCUUGAGCCGUUUCAAAAGAAACUAGGAACGGACACAUGGUUCUAUGCUAAACGUUGCUUCUUAAGUUUAAUAGAAAACCUCUCGAAACAUAUGGUGAUGCUGCGUGAUCAAGUUCUUCUCGAGUGUGUACAAUUCCUGGAACAGUGUGAACUUUAUGGAAAAGAUGUUAAAGCUGUAAUUGAACAACCUUUGGAACAAGAUCCUAUACCUCCGGGAAAGAAUACUGUAACCUAUGAAGCUAGGCAUUUGAAAGCAUUGUUAAUGCAGUUGAUGUAUUAG